AUGUCUCACCCGCUACUCGCUCGCCCUCAUUUGAGCCUGCAUUCGAGCGCGAUCUCGCCGGGUCGUCGCUGCCAAUCGCCGCAUUUCGCCGCCCUCCAAUGCCGCCAAGAUACUGCGCAAGCUUGCGUUCGACUGUUGUCGACGUCUGUGCCGACAAGCAAGACCCACCAACAGUCCAACCAGAACCAGAACCAGGACCAUAAUCAAAACCAGAACCAGAACCAGAACCAGAACCAGAAUGACCGAGGACAAGAUGGCACCGACAAUCUCACUCAGCAAUUGCUGGCGUUCAGGACGGUCGUGCUCAAGUGGUCGAAAAUUGGCACGUUGGUGCUCCUGGCAAUCAUCACUCCGAUCAUUGGAGUGAAAGAAUGGCGAGAUCGGGCGCGUGCAAGCAUCCGAGGCCUAUGCCGAUUUGCUCGAGCCUGUUGGGCAGUCCUGGCCAUUUCGGCAGAUUACAAAUUUCACUACUGGAAGCUUGGCGAGAUGGACGAAGACGACCCCGUCCGCUGUGCUGCAUGGUCGAAGGUUCAUUUUCGGGCUGCACGACAACUCUUGUCCCUCGCACAAGUGAACGGCGGAGUGUACAUUAAGGCAGGUCAGCAUAUCGGGGCUCUGGACUACCUCGUUCCGAUAGAGUACGUCAAGACGUUGCGAAUCCUUCACGACGCCGCUCCUUUCAGCUCCUUGGACGCGCUCGAGCACACGUUUAUUGAGGACUUUGGAUUGCGUUUUGACGAUGUAUUUGAGUGGGUGGAUCCGAAUCCCGUUGGCGCCGCGUCGCUUGCCCAGGUACACAAGGCCAAGCUCAAGCAAACUGGCGACAUUGUGGCUGUGAAAAUCCAGCAUCCGGACGUGCUGGAAAACUCGCGCGGCGACAUGGACACGAUUGACAUUUUGGCGCGCUUGGUGGCGUGGAUCUUCCCUGCCUUCAAGUUUGUCUGGCUCGCCGAGGAAACUCGUCGCAAUCUACCGCGCGAACUCAACUUUGAGCAAGAAGGCCACAAUGCUGAAGGCCUGACAGAACUCUUUCGCGAUUCCUGCACGUUUUUGCGCGUGCCAAAGAUUUACUGGUUUUUGACCAGUCCCCGCGUUCUUGUCAUGGAGUUUUGCAGCGGAGGCAAGGUCGACGACCGAGAGUACAUUGCCAAGAACGGCAUCAGCGUGGAUGAAGUCUCGCGCCAGUUGAAGCGCAUCUUUUCCGACAUGACUUAUUUGCACGGCUGGGUCCAUUGUGAUCCACAUCCCGGAAAUGUACUUGUGCGACGACGAGACGGCAAGGAGGCUGUCAAGACGCGCACGGCUUUUGAGGCUCAACGAAUCGCACUGUCCAAGGAGAAGGAAGACAGCCAGUCAGAGACGCACACCGACAUCAAGCCACUCCCCAAGACAUCCGACGUGGAGAUUGUGUUGUUGGACCACGGGUUGUACCAGCAGCUCUCCCCGAGCUUCCGCAUGGACUACUGCCACCUAUGGAAGGCCUUGAUUGAGAGCGACGAGCCCAAAAUCAAGCACUACUCGGAGCAGCUCGGGGUGGGCGAUCUCUACCAGUUGUUUGCAUGCAUCGUGACUGCACGCGCCUGGGAUAGCGUCAUAUCCGACCUCGCGCGUCCAGUCACGCUUGAGGAGCAGGACCACGUCCGCGCCAACGCGGCCUUUUACGCGAUUGACAUUGUUGGCAUCCUCAACCGCGUCCCGCGGCAGAUGCUGCUGCUGCUCAAGACAAACGACCUCCUUCGGUCUGUAGAUCGCUCCUUGCGCACGUCAGCAGUGGCGAGCUCCUUUUCAGAGGCGGCCAGAAGCUGCAUGCGCGCAAUUCGGGCGAACGAGCUCGAGGAGGCACGGCAGAAGCGGUAUCAUUGGUUCCCCGUCCUUCGCGUCCAGUUCCACGUGCUGCUGGACAAUGUCAAGUUUACGCUGUACGAGUGCUACCUGCGCAUGACGACCCUGCUGCAUCGAGUAGGCAAUUCGUGGGAUUUGCGAACGUGA
This is a messenger RNA of Capsaspora owczarzaki ATCC 30864, 1989 nucleotides long. RefSeq names its product aarF domain containing kinase 1. Gene Ontology annotation, molecular function: protein kinase activity; ATP binding. The record is from RefSeq and is a predicted model, not a curated record. Gene Ontology annotation, biological process: protein phosphorylation; lipid homeostasis; mitochondrion organization. Bases 1 to 1989 code for a protein of 662 amino acids. Gene Ontology annotation, cellular component: mitochondrial inner membrane. NCBI's taxonomy places the organism in Eukaryota, Filasterea, Ministeriida, Capsasporidae. The transcript has 5 exons.